AAACAAUAACGGAUUAUGUUCUGUUCAGUUCUCAAAUCUUGAAAAAAGGACAUUGUUAUUAAGAAUUCUCUGUAACUUUUGGUGAAGAGUAAAAAUGACGGAUAGUUACGAGAACCAAACUCCUGUAAAGCUUGAGGGGAAGUUUCAAGCAAUGGUUGUUUCCUGUAUUCUUGGAAUCGGAUCUCUCGUUUCUUGGAACACUCUGCUCAGUGUUGGAGACUACUACUACCAAGUUUUCCCGGAUUACCAUCCUUCAAGAGUACUCACAUUUGUAUACCACCCAUUUGCGCUUGGAACAAUCAUGAUUCUUGCCUACCACGAAUCGAAAAUCAAUACUCGAAAACGUAACCUGAUCGGUUACAGUCUAUUCACAGUUUCUAUAUUCUUGCUCAUCGUCUUGGAUUUGACUACAAAAGGACAUGGUGGGAUGGGACCAUAUAUCGGUGUAUGCGGAAUCAUCGCUUUGUUUGGUAUUGCGGAUGCUGUCGUACGAGGAGGAAUGCUUGGAGACUUAUCCUUGAUGUGCCCUGAACUUAUUCAGUCAUUCACGGCUGGUAUGGCUGUAGCUGCUGCUCUAACAUCAGCAUUUAGGCUAAUAACUAAAGCAGCCUUCGAGAAAUCGCAUGACGGUCUACGAAAAGGAGCAAUGAUAUUCUUAGCAAUAUCAACAUUCAUAGAGUUUCUCUGCGUGUUGCUAUAUGCUUACGUGUUCCCGAAGCUUCCCAUCGUUAAGUACUAUAGAAGUAAAGCAGCUUCUGAAGGAUCAAAAACUGUUUCUGCUGAUCUUGCUGCUGCUGGUAUCCAAAAUCAAUCAGUUUUGACUGAUGAUGAUUCAAAGAACCAAAGGCUAAGCAAUAUAGAGCUAUUGUUUCAAAACAUAGACUAUGCAGUGAAUCUAUUCCUCGUCUAUGUUUUGACAAUGUCCAUUUUGCCCGGGUUCUUAUACGAGAACACGGGACAGCACGGGCUAGGCGCAUGGUACGCGCUUGUCCUAAUAGCGAUGAACAAUUGGUGGGACUUGAUCGGGAGGUACGCACCGCUGGUUAAAAGGUUGAAGAUUGAGAAUAGAAAAGGAAUCACGUUUGCGGUUCUGGCCCGUUAUGUACUUGUUCCGGCGUUAUACUUCACCGCAAAAUAUGGUGAUAAAGGAUGGAUGAUUAUGCUCAUUUCUAUAUUUGGAAUGACUAAUGGACAUCUCACUGUUUGCAUUCUCACCACAGCUCCUAAAGAGUACACGGGUCCCGAAAAGAAUGCGUUAGGGAACUUGCUGGUGAUUUUUAUAAUAGGAGGAGCGUUUGCAGGAUCUGGUCUUGGUUGGUUAUGGCUUAUUGGUAAGGAAAAUGCCUUCUGAGUUCUCAU
Messenger RNA from Thlaspi arvense, 1359 nucleotides. Lineage: Eukaryota; Viridiplantae; Streptophyta; Magnoliopsida; Brassicales; Brassicaceae. The record is from the annotation of a GenBank genome assembly.